This is a messenger RNA of Gigantopelta aegis, 3033 nucleotides long. RefSeq names its product proton channel OtopLc-like. Gene Ontology annotation, molecular function: proton channel activity. The record is from RefSeq and is a predicted model, not a curated record. NCBI's taxonomy places the organism in Eukaryota, Metazoa, Mollusca, Gastropoda, Neomphalida, Peltospiridae. The transcript is spliced from 8 exons. The coding region runs from base 147 to 2087 and encodes 646 amino acids. Gene Ontology annotation, biological process: proton transmembrane transport. Gene Ontology annotation, cellular component: membrane.
UUGUAUGUCAGAGAUUUAAUGUCCUCAACGAUAAAAGAUAUCCACAACACAGAAAAUUAAACAAAAUAAACCAAUCUACAUAUAAGUCGGAAAAAGGCGACGGUGGAGCUGACCGAAGUAUUUCCAGACGAAAGUAGCUGAACACCAUGAUGUCAGAGAACCAUCAGGAGCAUUCCAAAUCCAAAUCCGAGUCAGGUCCCCCAGACAAGGAAAAUGGCGACUUAGAAAACAAGAAUGAGACGUCUACUACUUUGAAUAGCGAGUUUACAAGUUCGAUAUCGGGAUCUGUAAGUGAGUCUGGAUUCAGUCGUGAUGCCAGUAGUUCAGCUCUGUUCAUGUUUGACACGCCCCCAACCACACCUAUUUUGAAAACCCCCUACACUCAACAACCAGAGAACAACCCGGUCAGCAAAGAAUCUAUAAUUAACAGUAUCUCUGUGCAUGUGAGCGCCCUGUACGCCAUGUUGAUUGUGAUUCUGGGUGCCGUGAUUCAAAUAUCGAACCCAUUCACGAUGGACAGAAUGCCGUGGCUCGGCCAAGGUUUCUACAUUUACCUGUUUCUUGGCAGUGUUGUUUUCUUGCUCUUUUUGUACGUGUUUAUACUGAGGACUAACAGUUGCAGUCUGAUUUGCAAGAAAGGAGGGCAAUACACCACAACUGAUGGCAACUCUCGUAACAGACUAAACCGGAACCUCUCGUUUGACCAUUCCACUGUGCACGCCGGAAGUUUUUAUCUUAGACUCGGAGCUGUGGCUUUUGGCAUUGGCAGUAUGAUAAUGAGUGGCCUCUCGUUUGGAGAAUAUUUUGAAUCUAACAUAGAUCACCGCGGGAAAUUCAUCUACGGCGCCCGUCCGGUGAUCCAGUUCGUGUUCACCUUCUGUCAGCUCUAUUUUGUAUUUCUUCAUUCUAAGAUCUGUGUUAAGAGCUUCAAGAUCAUAUCCCGGUUUGGCUUCAUGCACAUGAUAGCCACCAACCUGUGUGUGUGGCUGGGAAACAUCGUGGACGAGACCCUGCACGAGAUCCACGAGAGUGAAGCGCACAGUGAAUCCCACAGUGAAUCCCCUGGUGGAUCCCACAUUGGAUCCCACAGCACGUCAGGGCCGAUACUCCACCUGACAUUGAGAGAGGUGAAGAAUGGCUCACACGUCGUUACGUCGGCCAACAAGUCCACACUUUCCCAGUCUGCAACACUUCAGCAGCAGUAUUACAGACGUGAUGGUCUUAUGGGGUCUGUGGUAGUGGAGUCGAGUCCGUAUUUGUAUCCGUGCAGCAUCGAAUACAGUCUGAUAUGUGCAGCCGUGUUGUACGUCAUGUGGACUAAUAUCGGCAGAAAAGGAGUGAACAAUGAUCGGGAGGAAAUGGCACAGACCAUAGCCAAAUCUCAGAGACUAAGCCUCGACUGCACGAACUCCAACAAAGGUUUCUUCCUGGGCAUCCUCUUCCUGGUUGCGACCGUGAUCAACGUGAUCACUUUCUUCAUUCUCGUCGAUGCCGAGGACGGAAGCCAGGCCGCCAUGAUGCUGGAGUACCUGUUCGAGAUGAUGCUGUACAUAGUCACGUCUGUCGCUGUCAUUCUCGCCUUCUACCAGAUGCGCGACUUGAAGUUCAUCCCCGGGGUGAAGAUGGAUCUGGAACAGAACUUGAUCAUUCUCGCCCUGGCUGGGAUUUACAUAUUCUCAUUGUUCAGCAUAAUCGCAGGAUCGUUCCUCCCAGGUCAGACACAGAGCAUGCUCAUCAUCUUAUCCAGCGUAAUGCGCAUGUUUCAGGCCACCAUUCAGACGGUUUUUAUGUUGCAUUCCAUACGGCGAUGUGCGCAAUUCAAACAGCAAGAGAAGACGAAGCCAGGAAGAGAGACUGUGACGUUUCUUCUGAUGGUUAAUAUCGGCAUGUGGAUCAUCAACUCAUUUGAGGUACAGCAAUCGGAGGCAAAUCCUGUUCAGAUAGAUUUUUAUGGAAUUCUGCCUUGGAACAUCUUUGCUCACAUUUCAAGCCCUCUUGCUAUUUUCUAUCGUUUCCAUUCGACAGUGUGCCUUUCAAACGUAUGGAAGCAUGCUUGGAAACGAAAGCAUGGACAUGGUCAUGAUUGAUAAAGUAUUUUUAUUUUUAUUUAUUCAAGUCAGUUGCAGUCGAGGAGUUUAAAACCAAAAACUGAUCACCGGUUUCUAGAAUGAGGAUAUUCAAGAUAUAUAUUUGCUUAAGGUUCGCAUCCAGACGUUGUGUUAUCGAGCCGUUUGACCUACGUCAUACUAUUGUGCGGCUAAAAACGCUGUAGCUUUAGAAUUACGCGUGCGUUGAACUUUUAUGUAUGAAAUGUCCAUUUAUUUUUAGAGACUUCGAUGAAAAUGUUCUUCGGUUACUUUUCGAUUGAGAACUUAUUGACCGCUUUCAGGACAUUGGAUCGGACUAUUUCAGUAUUUUAAAACAAAAGCAUCAUAUAUUAAAAAAAGCAUACAGUAUAGUGUCUAUGAUGUGUCCAUACUAUCAAAGAGUAGCGAGUUAAUAUUAACCAGACUACAAUUAAGGUUGUUUUAUAAUGAUCAAUCUUCAGUCAUCUAUUAAGUUAAUAAAAUUGUCAUGAGCAAAACAUCUCCAUGAACAACGUUGCUAUGCUUUACAUCGCCUGAAAUUAUUUAAAUAUGUAUGUAAUUGUGAUACAGAUUAUUUAUAUUCAAACAACAAAAACAAGCAAAACAAACAAUAACAAACAUCAUUAGGAAUACUAACAAUGUUUUCUGGAGAGAGGUGAUUUUUAUUUUAUUUUUUACUUUUUAUUUUGUAAUCAACUAAAACCAAAAGUCCAGUGUAGGACGAUAUAAAAAUAAUUAGAGAUAUUAGAGUGUUAUUACCGAUCAUAUAGAUAGAUAGAUAGACAAUACAACAUUUAUUUUAUAUAAACCAACCAAACAAACAAAAAAAAUCAAUAAUAAAAACAAACAAAACAAACAUCUAGCCAUUUAAUGAUUCUGUUUUGGCGCCUGCUAUUAUCCGCUGCUCUCCAAAUGACAGUUUAUCCCGAUUAAACAGUCAAUUCGA